This is a messenger RNA of Sardina pilchardus (European sardine), 3114 nucleotides long. It is a transcript of the gene agfg1a, whose product is annotated as ArfGAP with FG repeats 1a. Gene Ontology annotation, biological process: spermatid nucleus differentiation; intermediate filament organization; acrosome assembly. Bases 298 to 1980 code for a protein of 560 amino acids. Gene Ontology annotation, cellular component: membrane; cytoplasmic vesicle; cytoplasm. The record is from RefSeq and is a predicted model, not a curated record. Lineage: Eukaryota; Metazoa; Chordata; Actinopteri; Clupeiformes; Clupeidae. Gene Ontology annotation, molecular function: GTPase activator activity. The transcript has 13 exons.
GGCAGUUUUGGUUUGCUGGGUGGCGCUAACUCGCGCCUAGUCAGAAUCCACUCACGGGCGUAGCAUGCUCCUCUUGACUACGACGUUCCGAUUCCUUGUUCGUGGAAACGUGGGGUCGUUGUGAAUUCCGGUCCGUCUCUUCAUUCAGCCGCCCUCCUCUGUGUGGCUACGCUCGAUCGUGAGUCGGUAGCUAUCCGUUAAGCCGCAGCAAGCAGCCUACGUUGUCUCUGGGUGUUUCAGGUCCUUCGCCGGUUUGUCUUUCCCCUUCCCUUGAUCCUCACCAUCCCGGCCCCAACCAUGGCUGCGAGUGCGAAGCGAAAACAAGAGGAGAAACACCUGAAGAUGCUCCGAGAAAUGACUAGUUUGCCUCCCAAUAGAAAGUGCUUUGACUGCGACCAACGCGGCCCAACCUAUGCCAACAUGACGGUGGGGUCCUUCGUUUGUACCUCCUGCUCCGGCAUUCUACGAGGACUGAACCCCCCACACAGAGUGAAGUCCAUCUCCAUGACGACCUUCGCACAGCAGGAAAUCGAGUUUCUUCAGAAGCACGGGAAUGAGGUGUGCAAACAGAUUUGGCUCGGUCUCUAUGACGACAGAACCUCCUCCGUCCCAGACUUCCGGGAACCACAGAAAGUGAAAGAGUUCCUUCAAGAGAAGUACGAGAAGAAAAGAUGGUACGUCCCUCCGGAGCAGGCGCGUGUGGUGGCGUCGGUUCACGCGUCCAUCUCCGGCUCGUCGGCCAGCAGCACCAGCAGCACGCCUGAGGUGCGGCCGCUCAAGACCCUGCUGGGGGAGUCCGCCCCCACCCUGCACCUCAACAAGAACACCCCCAGCCAGUCUCCGGUGGUGGUUCGUUCUCAGCAGAUGCAGAUGUCUCAUCAGGAGAAGAAGUUCGACCUGCUUAGUGAUCUGGGCGGAGACAUCUUUGCUGCACCGCCCUCACAAGCUUCCAGCUCCUCCUCUGCAAACUUCGCUAACUUUGCACAUUUCAACAGCCAUCCAGCUCCGAACGCUAACGCAAGUGCAGACUUUGCCAACUUCGAUGCGUUUGGGAGCUCUGCUGCUGCAGCCACUCCUGCUCCAUUUCCAUCCGCUCCACCUGCAGGAGGCUCCUCGGGACUAGCUAACGCCAAUUUUGCAAAUUUUGACCACUUCCCCAAAUCCUGUAGUGCGGACUUUGGAGCGCUGGGCACGCAGCGAGGCGCGUCGGCAGGCGCAGACGCAGGCAGAGUAGACGGCGCUAGUAGCGUGCCCGCCGACAAAUAUGCGGCCCUGGCAGACCUGGACGGCAUCUUUAACACGGCCCAGUCUGAGUCAGGGGGUACUGUCCCGAGUGGGGUGAGCGCUGUCCCUCCCUCGGCAGGCGUAGGGCCCCCGCCAGGCCCUGUGGUGUCAAUGGGGGGCGACCGCUACGCCGCGCUGGCCGAACUGGACAACGUCUUCAGCUCGUCCGCCCCGCCCACCAGCGUCUACAACACCAUCAGCACGGCGCAGGAAACCAUGUUUGGCGCUGUAACUAGUGUGUCCUCAGCACAGAUGCAGCAAGGAUUACCCAACAUGCCGCAGUGCUUUGGAGGUCCUUCGACGAACCCUUUUGUUGCCUCAGCGGUUGCCCCGGCAGCGGUUGCCCCCACCAACCCAUUUCAGACCAAUGGCAGAGCAGCUGCCGUGGCCACAGCAGCCUCGUUUGGCACAGGUUCCAUGAGUAUGCCAGCUGGCUUUGGAAAUGCAGCGGCCUACAACAUGCCCACCAGCUUUAGUGGAACCUUCCAGCAAGCCUUCCCUGGUCAAGCUUUCCCCCCGACCCAGGCAUUCCCUCCACAGCCCAAUGGGGCGAGCUUCAGUGCUUUCGGUCAGCCCAAGCCUGUCCCUGCGUUCGGUCAGCCCAUGGCAGCUCCUGGGGUCUCCAGCAAUCCCUUCCUGAUGGGCGCUCCUGCUCAGUUCCCCACAGGAAACUCCUCCACCAACCCCUUCUUAUAGCGCCUCCUCACCCACAGAGGGCGCUGUGGCUGCGCUUGCACCUCUUGCACUGUUCCGUUCCACAGGAGUAGCUUUAAAAGAAUACAAAAAAAAGGAAAACCUUUCUAAAGGACCUGCAACAUUUUUUGUAACCAGUUUUAAGAACAAAAAAUAGAAUAAAGAAAGAAAAGAAAGAAAAAAAAAGAAAGAAAAGCACCAACCUUAAAGCAACAACAGCGGCUGUGAACAACUUUUGACUGUGAUGACGUCGUCCACGGCAACCAAACGCAAAGCAGGGUAGCGCGGGGUGGCAGGAGAACGAUGCCCCCGCUUCUCCGUCUUUGGUAUGUGACCUUUGAACUCUGGCUUGCCUGUGGAGGUCCUCGCCUCUGCGCAAACUGACUGACCCCCCCCCCCCCCCCCCCUCCCCCAAACGACUAAGUUAUUAUUGCAAAACCUCCCCUUUCACUCAUCGUGCUGCAACCCUGUACAGAAUAUAAGUUCUUCUCUCUUCUUUUUUUGUUUUCCUUAGCAGAAGCCAGACUUUAGCUCUUUUGUGCAUAUCAGUAUUUGUAUCUUUUAACACAUUGUGUUAAGUUCUGAGGGUUAUGGGGGGAGAGGAACAUGGGGCACUUCUGCUUAACAGCUACAGUGACUGAACCAGACUUUUAGGAGAGAAGAACCCAUCUAUUCACACACACAUAUACACACACACACACACACACACACACACACAUACACCCUCUCUUUCUCUUUCUUUCUUUCUUUCUUUCUCUCUCACACUCACUCUCACUCACACACACACAGACACACACACACACUUACACUUACACUUACACUUGCGGGACAGCACUGGCUUAAAAAAAAAAAAAAAAAAGACUCCUGACAUCUUUGUUUCAUCAAUGGCAUAAGCAAAAACAGAAAGAUUACAAGAGAGGAGAGGAGCGGUUCUGUUUAUCUUCUCUGCUGCCAGCGCUCUGGGGAACAGGGACCCAGAGGAGAUCAGGUGGGCUCACCUACAACAGUACCACCUGUGCAGAAUCCCCUUCAGACUGGACCGACCACUUCUACUGGGCGUUAUAUGAAAUUUAAGUUAAUGUGUGUAUAUAUAUAUUAUAUAUACAGUAUAUAUUAAAAAAUGAAUUUUAACUAAAA